AUGGCAUCAAGAACGGUUGCAAAGGACAUAAUCACUCUCCGUGGUUCUGCAGCGAUUGUUAGUGAGUUCUUUGGUUAUGCAGCAAACAGUAUACUUUACAAUCGAGGGGUUUAUCCAGAAGAGGGUUUUGUGAAAGUGAAAAAAUAUGGGCUUCCAUUGCUGCUUACUCAAGAUGAAGGUGUUAAAACCUUUAUUGCCAACCUGAAUGCUCAGUUAUCAGAAUGGCUGGAAGGUGGGAAAUUACAGAGGGUUGUUCUAGUGAUAAUGAGUAAGGCCACCAAUGAGGUCCUGGAGAGGUGGAAUUUUAGCAUUGAGACUGAUGGUGAGGUUGUUGAGAAAGGGGUGUCAAGGGAAAAGAGUGACAAGGAAAUUAUGAGAGAGAUACAGGCAAUCAUGCGUCAGAUUGCAUCAAGCAUUACUUACUUGCCAUGCCUUGAUGAACCUUGUGUUUUUGAUGUGUUAGCGUACACUGACAAAGAUGUUGCGGUCCCAUUCACCUGGAUUGAGAGCGACCCCAAACUUAUUGCCAAUCCACAAAUGGUGAAAUUGCAUUCUUUUGAUACCAAGAUACACAAGGUUGACACUCUUGUUUCGUACAAGAAUGACGAAUGGGAUGAGCAGUAG
This is a messenger RNA of Dovyalis caffra, 624 nucleotides long. Lineage: Eukaryota; Viridiplantae; Streptophyta; Magnoliopsida; Malpighiales; Salicaceae. The record is from the annotation of a GenBank genome assembly.